AUGAGUGAGCAGGAUAUUGAUAUAGAUUUUCUCAUAUCCUUGGUCCAAGAAAGACCCAUUAUAUGGGAUAAAUCACACGAACAUUACAGUGAUAAAUUUCGUAAAGCGAAUGAAUGGGUAGCUGUUUGUAAAAAAAUAUUUCAAGAUUACGAGAAGUUUGAGGAUCAAAAAAAGAACAAGAUUGGUAACGAGGUUGUGAAAAAAUGGAGAAGCGUGAAGGACAACUUUUUUCGAUACGUAAAAAAAAAUAAAAGAAAACAGAAUAUUUUCUUAAGCAAUGGCACGUGUAUGUGUAAUCGGAGCGGGAGCCGCGGGCCUUUGUGCCGCCCGCCACCUGUUGGUAGAACCAAGCGUAGCUACAGUAGAUGUGCUGGAACAAGCGGCACAACUCGGCGGGACCUGGGUAUACACGGAGAAUGUGGGUUAUGA
Parnassius apollo (apollo) is the source of this 429-nucleotide messenger RNA. The record is from the annotation of a GenBank genome assembly. Lineage: Eukaryota; Metazoa; Arthropoda; Insecta; Lepidoptera; Papilionidae.